This is a messenger RNA of Anneissia japonica, 969 nucleotides long. RefSeq lists its product as uncharacterized. The coding region runs from base 1 to 771 and encodes 256 amino acids. The record is from RefSeq and is a predicted model, not a curated record. NCBI's taxonomy places the organism in Eukaryota, Metazoa, Echinodermata, Crinoidea, Comatulida, Comatulidae. The transcript has 3 exons.
AUGUAUCAAUGUAUCCAAUGCCAACAACCUGUGACGCAGCAUCAAGAAACACUGUUUUGUGAGGAGUGUGAGAGAUGGCAACAUCGGGAGCGUGAUUCUGGAGUAACGCAAGCGGAAUAUCAACGAGCUGUAAGGGAGGGUUACAUCGAACGGAGUUGCAACGAGUGUGCUGUUAAUGACAACGUCCAGCAAUUACCUGACAAGUUAGAAGUUUAUGCCGCCGGCCAAGGACCCUUCAAGAAACCAGAUUCGCACCAAGAAGUUGAGAUUAACAAUCCCUAUCCCCAACCUAAUCCUGAAAAUGACGAUGAGGAUGACCAAAUAACGUACACGGUGCUAGAGGGCACAUCAGCUUGUGGGAAGGAUACUUUGGUAGACAGUCUUGGCUACCAGUAUACCAAAAAAGUUGACAAGCGACGAGCGAACACGAUCUGGCGCUGUCUCUUCGGACGAAGGCUAGAACUUGCAAAGCUACUGUUAUUCAGAAAGGCGGGGAGUACACUCCUGGAUUACGAUCACAUAUGCGGUAUGAUGCCAGUACGAGGGAAAGUAGCUGUUAUCCGAUGCAACAUAAAGUUAGAAACCGUGAGAAGACCAUAUGAAUCUGUGGCAGAAAUAGUUGAUAAAGUGCUACGAGAAGAUAUUGGGGUUGAACAGAUCGAACUGCACCCAACUCUGCCAAAGCCAUCGUGCCUCGCAAGACAAGCAAACCAGAAGAGGAAAUUAUCACGCCGAAGGCACCCAUCAGAUUUGAAUUUUGAAAGUUCAUGAGCAACACACGAGAUGACAUUUUUACAAUAAUAAAAUACUAAGAUAAGAAUUAAAUUGUAUGUAGGCCUAUGUAUUAUUUAUUGUUAAUUAUUGACUAUAGUAAAACAAUAACUAAAUGUUAAGAUAAGAAUGAAAUUGCGUACGUAAAAUGUAAUGUUGUUAAUUGUUGACUUUGCUAAAGUAAUAAUAAAAUGUUAU